AUGACUAACGGUAUUACGACUACUAAUAUAAAACAAAAGCCUGUUGAUGCUAAACAAAAACCAAAAGAAAAUACAACAUUGAAGGUAAAUAAUCUUGAUAAGAUAAAAGGUAUCCCAAAGAGUGGUAGGACAUGGAAGGUUUCCAAAAAACCAUUAAAUCCACAUAGCCAAGUUGUAAAGAAUAAAAAGUUAACUUCAUGGGAAUUGAAGAAACAACAAAGAUCAGAAGAUCAACAGUUUAAGACAAAAUUAAAGGAAUUAAAGGAUGAAAAGGAAAAUGCUCGCAUAACUAAGAUUGAAAGUUUGAAGCACAGAAGACAAAUUAAGGAAGAAAAAGAAAGGUACGAAAUGCUAGCUGCUAAAAUGCAUGCUAAAAAGGUAGAAAGAUUAAGAAGGAGAGAAAAGAGAAACAAAGCUUUAAAAGAACGUUGA
Messenger RNA from Saccharomycodes ludwigii, 432 nucleotides. RefSeq names its product Cgr1p (gene CGR1). Bases 1 to 432 code for a protein of 143 amino acids. The transcript has a single exon. The record is from RefSeq and is a predicted model, not a curated record. Lineage: Eukaryota; Fungi; Ascomycota; Saccharomycetes; Saccharomycodales; Saccharomycodaceae.